Apis laboriosa (Himalayan honeybee) is the source of this 784-nucleotide messenger RNA. It is a transcript of the gene Aprt, whose product is annotated as adenine phosphoribosyltransferase. Bases 144 to 680 code for a protein of 178 amino acids. Gene Ontology annotation, molecular function: adenine phosphoribosyltransferase activity; AMP binding; adenine binding. Gene Ontology annotation, biological process: adenine salvage; AMP salvage. The transcript has 5 exons. Gene Ontology annotation, cellular component: cytoplasm. NCBI's taxonomy places the organism in Eukaryota, Metazoa, Arthropoda, Insecta, Hymenoptera, Apidae. The record is from RefSeq and is a predicted model, not a curated record.
GAAAAUUUUCGUUUUUCGUACUUCACAUCAUUCGUGAACAUCACAAUGUAAUUUAUAUAAAUACGCACGUGAUAUUCUUAAUCAAACUUCAUUUCUUUCUUUCUUUUAUAAUCUUAUGCCAUUGAAUUAUUAAAAUAACGAAUAUGAAUAAAAACGAAAAGAUUCAGUUAUUACGAGAUUCAAUUACCACUUUUCCUGAUUUUCCUAAACCCGGUAUUAUGUAUCGUGAUAUAUUUGGUAUUUUCCGCAAUAUUUCCGCAGUGAGAGCAAUGAAAGAUUUAAUAGUGGAACAUAUUUUAUUUCUUGAAGUAGAUUUCAUAGUUGGUUUAGAUUCACGAGGUUUUCUUUUUGGACCUAUAAUAUGCAUGGAAUUAGGAAAACCAUUUUUGCCAAUUAGAAAAAAAGGAAAACUCCCAGGAAAGGUUUUUAAUCGUUCCUUUAAUUUAGAAUAUGGAGAGGAUACUUUUGAAAUACAAACAGAACAAAUAAAACAAGGAAGCCGAGUGCUUAUUGUAGAUGAUUUACUAGCAACAGGAGGUACCAUGGAAGCUGCAGUAGAAUUAGUGAAAGCAGUUGGUGGUGAAGUAAUUGAAUGUUUAACAAUAAUUGAAUUAAUUGGACUAAAGGGAAGAGAAAAACUUAGUGUACCUGUUCACUCAUUUAUUCAAUAUGAUUCUUAAUUCUAAAAUAAUAUACAUAAAAAGUAUAAUUUUAUGUUUAAAGACAAUAUAAAAUACAAUAUUAUUAUUAUUAUUCUAUCAUCAUUAUUCUAUAAACAAAACAU